Diachasma alloeum is the source of this 1812-nucleotide messenger RNA. RefSeq lists its product as uncharacterized. The record is from RefSeq and is a predicted model, not a curated record. The transcript has 3 exons. Lineage: Eukaryota; Metazoa; Arthropoda; Insecta; Hymenoptera; Braconidae. Gene Ontology annotation, cellular component: mitochondrial intermembrane space. Bases 146 to 547 code for a protein of 133 amino acids.
ACUUGCGAGGUGGCUGCCAUGAGAGUUGAUGAGAGUGCUUUAUUCUUCAAUUGAGAGAGAAUAGGAUUUUUGAAAAAUUAAUAUUUAAUAUCGCUUUAAACUGCGUAAUUUCUAUUUAUUGUGGUAGGGAAGAUACGAAAAUUGUAUGAAUCAUACGGAUGUUUGUAAAAAAUUUGCUUGUAAAUUACAAACAUGCUUGAAAGAAAAUAUGUAUCAGCCGGCUCGCUGUGAGGUAGUAAUCGAGGAACUCAGACAGUGCUGCAUCAAGUACUCGGAAAAUUCGGUGGUGUGUGACGGAAUUGAUGUGUCCAAACCCUACGAGCACAAUACGGUGGAUUAUGGACUGACGACUUCAACCCCUCACGUCUGCGAGUAUCUCUUGCUAAAGGAGUGCCCUCAUCAUCGUUGUGACCCUCACGUUUGCGACCAUCUCUGGGUGAAGGAGUGUCCUCAUUAUCCUUGUGACCCUCACGUCUGCGGCCAUCUCUUGGUGAAGGAGUGUCGUCAUCAUCUUCGUCAUCUUCAAAAUCUUGAUAAUUCUGAGUAGAUGCUGCUGAGGUUUUAGUUGAAUCGAUGUGCUCUUGUGAUUUCGAUGAUGAUCCACUCUUCCUUUGUACUUCUUCCUCGUCAUUCCCUUCUCCCUCACCUUCAUCUUCAUCCGAGUCUUCAGCAGGGAUCGUCAUUAAUCAUUAAUCCGUCAAUUUUUUGAGCUCAAUCAUUCAUUAUUUUCGUUAAUCAUCAUUUCAGCUUCAUGAACUUUCUAUUAAUUAAUUCACCUGUAAUCACGAUUGAGGAUUAUGUGAUAACUGAUUAAUCAGUAACUCGAAUUUUCACAUUUGUGAUUUCUGAAAUAAUGAGUAAUCGGAGGUACAAGGCACCUGAUUACUGCAUCAAUCGUUAAUGGAAACCAGUAAUUACUUGCUCGCUUAAUUAAUGAUCAAUUACGUUAAGAAAUUACUCAACUACCAGACGAAUGGUUAAUCAGGACUGAAGAGGAUCUGAUUAUUUGAGUAAUGGUCAAUUAAAAUUCUGAAUUUUUCGAUUAUUUUGACAUCUGUUAAUGGUAAUUGAAAGUUCGUCAAUACCUAAUUAAUUCUUAAUUCGAAUUUCCAGUUAUUCAUUCUUAUAAUAAAUGGUUAAUGGACCUCAAAAUAAUUAGAUUACUAAAUCAAUCGUCAAUAUGACUUACUGAUUAUACGAUAAAACAGUCAAUCGUCAAUCAGAAUUCGCAAUUAUUUGAUUAUUCAAUUAAUGGGUAAUGGAAACAAAUAAUUGCGUGAUUACUCAGUCAAUCAUCGAUGAAAUUAAUCGAGAAAGUUAUUGAUGAUUAGAUUAUAGAAUUAAUCAUCGAUCGGGAUUUGCCAUGAUUCGAUGAUCCAAUUUUUAAUUGGAUCCAGAAAACACUUGAUGGAUUAAUCAAUCAUUGAUUCAAAUUGGAAAUGAAAAAGGCACGAAUAGGCAAGAAUUUUCAAAAAUAUUCUCUAAGGAGUAAUCACGUCGGCCGGGUUACCACGUGUUACAUCGGGAAGCUGUGGCUGUGUUUCUGGUACUUGUGAUUAUUUGACAGUGUCGUUCUUGGGUGAGUACUAUUAUUCACAUUAUUUUAGUGGUUGAAAAUUGUUCUGAUUAGCCGAAAUCCGAGAAAAAGAAAUAAUCUGACAAAUACCUCUUAUGCUCCGAAAUCAAUCGAUGAUUUUCCUCAAACUUAUCUGCAUAAAUAAAUGUGCAAAAUUUGAUACAUUCUUUCUAUGAAACAAAGUUAUCAGAAAACAACGGAUAAUUUUGUAGACUUAGCGGUAUGCCUAUUGAUAA